UGCAGUGUAUUUUGUAGAAGUACAGCUUUCCUUAACACUGGACCGGCAGUUGGGGAGGUACUGAUUAUAGACUUCUUGUUCUGUUGGUGAGGAUGGAGAAUAGCCCUGCUGUAAAUCUCCUUACUAAACACUUAGCAGCAUACAUUUGGUAGAAUUGGCUGGACCAACCUGAAUUUACCUCUGUUUGUGUUUCAGCCCUUGUAAGCAGGCUACAACCUGCACGGCUGAGCCAUGUUAACCUAUCAUCUCUGAAGUUUUAGACAGCCUACAGUACAAAUGCAGCCAACGUGGCUUAAUUUGCCUGAGAAUGAAGCUGUUUCCUCUCUGCUGAGGUGUUGAGGGCUAUAAAUGUGUGUGUUUGUCUAAUUUUAAUGAUGCUUUUUGUGAUACAAAUGCCCAGCUGUUUGGAAUGGAACUGAAAUUGCGCAGGUAUUUUACACAGGCUGUGACAAUUUGUUGGAUGUCACAUCUCUGAGUUGGAGCCCUUUCAGUUGGUUAACCUAAACACAAAAGCUUGUACAUCUGACUGCUGAAACCCUGAGUCAUUCUAUCCUUUAAUUAAAGCAUGUUCCUUUAAUAUGUUCCUCUUGCUUAAAAUUAUGCAAGAAUUAUUUCCUAGAGGAAAAUGCCUAGUUUAAUGCACUUUUAUUUAAUAUUUUCUUUAAAUUAGCUAAGUAAGGGGGGAAAGCUUGAAAUAUCUAGGGUAUGUCAGGCAGUUGCAGGGGAUGCAUAUGUCAACCUCAAGCAUGAUUUAUCUUAAAUGCCUUUUCUGACAGUUGCAAUUUAACGGCUGUAUUUUCCUCCAGGCUCUCAGGAGGCUAAACAUCUCAAGUUUCUAGCUUUGUGGUGGAAGAGUAAAUGUCUGUUUGCCAGUGUAAUUUAUCUGAGUCAUUCUGGGAGAGGCGUGGUGCAAUUGAAGCGCGACUAUUAGCAUAAAUAAGAGAGAGACCCUCUUCCUGAGGGCAGUUACUCUUGCCAUCUUUCAGAGGAAAGCUGCUUCCACCUCAGCACCGCCCCUGCCAAUCGGGGGGUGCGAUGCUAUGAACCAAAAGACUUGAUACACUGAGCUCUGGUCUAUUGUGAUACUCGCCUGCAUUUCAAUUUGGAGUUAAAGGGAACAGAGCAAGGAAGGAAGAGGCAGGUUUCUGCAGUAAGCACAACAGGCGUUACCACCGCAGGUAGCAUUUCACACGCUGAGGUGUUUUGCCUUUUAGAAGUUUGAAGAGAGAAGGGAUUGUAAAACCUAAACUCACUACUUCUGUCCGUCUCUAUGUAAUAGCACCGUUACUGCUGGCUGCGGUUUCUGAGGCUGUGCAGCAGUGCGGGCAGGUUGCGGGGCAGCCGCUGGGUUUGCGCUCGGCGUCACCGUCCGGUGGCUGCUGGGGAAGCGGCACCCAGCCGGGCACCAUGAGCUCUGGCACCACCGCCCCGCAGAAGGUCGUCAGCAACCUCGCCAACACUGAUGUCAACUAUGUCAUCAAAGAGCAUUAUAAUUACACGGGAAAGCUAAAUGAGAAUGCGGACAGUGGAAUAAAAGUGACGUCGGUGGUUUUUAUUAUCAUUUGCUGCUUUAUAAUCUUAGAGAACAUUUUUGUCUUGCUCACCAUCUGGAAAACCAAGAAGUUUCACAGACCCAUGUACUAUUUCAUUGGGAACUUGGCUCUUUCAGACUUGCUGGCUGGUGUGGCUUACACUGCCAACCUCCUGCUAUCCGGACACAAAACCUAUAGCCUCACCCCCUCCCAGUGGUUUGUAAGAGAAGGCAGCAUGUUUGUUGCCUUGUCAGCUUCUGUGUUCAGCUUGUUAGCCAUUGCCAUUGAGAGAUACAUCACCAUGCUGAAGAUGAAACUCCACAAUGGCAGCAACAGCUUCCGCUCCUUCUUGCUGAUCAGUGCUUGCUGGGUUAUCUCCGUGAUACUUGGGGGACUCCCGAUCAUGGGCUGGAACUGCAUCAGCCUCUUGUCCAACUGCUCCACCGUGCUGCCUCUCUACCACAAGCACUAUAUUCUCUUUUGCACCACCGUUUUCACUGGCCUUUUGCUAUCCAUUGUCGUCCUCUACUGCAGGAUCUAUUCCAUGGUGAGGACUAGGAGCCGCAGGCUGACAUUUCGGAAAAACAUUACCAAAGCUACUAGGAGCUCAGAAAAGUCGCUAGCCUUGCUCAAGACAGUGAUCAUAGUCCUGAGUGCCUUCAUCGCCUGCUGGGCUCCCUUGUUCAUCCUGCUUUUACUGGAUGUGGGGUGUAAAGUGAAGACCUGCCCGAUCCUCUAUAAAGCAGAGUAUUUCUUAGUACUGGCCGUUCUCAAUUCAGCCACGAACCCUAUCAUCUACACCUUGACAAACAAAGAGAUGCGGAGGGCUUUCAUCAAGAUUCUGUGCUGCUGCAAAUGUCCCCCAGCAGAUUCUGGGACCAAAUUCAAGAGGCCGAUCAUUGGAGGGAUGGAGUUCAGUCGGAGUAAAUCUGACAACUCCUCCCACCCACAGAAGGAGGAAGGCGACCAUCCUGAAACUAUCAUGUCUUCAGGCAAUGUUACCUCAUCUUCUUAGGAGUAACCGUGGGGGUGUAUUUCAGAGCCUUCCUCUGAAAUCGGGGAGCUGAGAUGCCUCCUGCUCAUGGCAGCAGCGUUGGGCUAAGCGAGCAAGUAGCAUUAGUUCUAAUGAGGCAAACGGUGCACUUGCGAGGCUGGAGUUCAAGAAAUGGGACAGACUGUUCUGGCUUGAAAAUCGUUUUCCCUGGAGCAUGUUUUGUCUUUGCACUGAGGCAGCUCAGGAUUGUCAGGCGCAUUCAUAUCCUGAAAUCUCCUUAGUAACUCUGAAAGACUGAUGCCUUGGUGAAAUGAUGCCUGGUGCGCGUGAGAGAGAGAGGGGGAGGAGGGAGAGGGAGAAUGAAUCUUUUUUUUUUUUUUUUUUCCAUGUGAGAAGAAUGUGAAGUUAUUUCUCCUUUAUUUGCAGCAAACCACUGACACAAAGAUCUUCCUGUACUGAAUUUAGUGGUGGCUCUGGUAUAGUUGGUCAGAAGUGUUUAGCACAUAACAAGGAAAGAGAUCACACAACUGUAACUUAGACCACAUACAACCAUAACUUGGCAUCGCUUUCCAGAGUUUUUAGUUAAGUCAUACGGUUUUAUUGCAGAGUCCAAAGCUGUUGGGGUUUUAUUUAGCAAGAUCAUAGCUGUGAAUUUUUGCUGUUGGUCCAUAUUACAUUUGAAGACCAUGAGCCAGACUCUGCAGUUACUUUCACCUGUACAAUUCCUUUGACUGCGUCAGAUUUUAUGGAGUAGCUCAGAGCAGCAUUUGGCCCCAUAUGCUGAUUGCCUUGUUACUCUCUAGCAUUAAAUAAACCGCAUUAUCAUGACAAAUGCAAGGUAGAACUAAAGGUCAUUUCUCUUUAAGAUGACUGAAAGUAAAUCUAAUAGUAUAAGAUACUAUCGACAACAGCAGGACUUUAGCCUAAGAAGAGUUAAAAACUGAAGGGGGCAUUUCAGUGUGAGGUUCAUAGUCUUUCCAAAGGUAAAGAUCAGUUGGAAAAAUCUGAAAAGAGUACCUUGAGUUUCAGAACGAUAAAAGUUGAAGUGAAAUGACUAUAGAUAAAUGCACUUCCAUAACAAAAUGCAAUAUGUUUUGGCACAUUUUAUUAAUGUUUAUAAUUUCAGCAAAGAUGUCUGUAUUUUAUCAGUUCAUGGAAGAAGUACCUGUCAUUAAAUUGAAUGUAUUUGUUUUACAGCAUCAUUUUUACUCCUCUAUUUUUCUAACCUGUGCUAAUGGGGUUGAAUGUGUACAAUGUAAAUAAGUUAAUAAGAUGCAGGAGUCUUCAUGUGCCUAGGGUAUUACUAUAACAGAAGUGGUAUAUCUGGGAUAGCUGAGAGCAAUUGACUGAUUUACAGUUAUUGGCAACUCCUAGAAGUGGUAUUUUGUAAAGAAAAUGUAUUGCCUUUGUAGUAAAAUUUCCAGUGCAAUUAAACUGUUGGGGUUUUUUUCUGGUUUAAAAAAUAGUAUUUAAAAUGUUUCUGACUUUUAUUGUUCAAUUUGCACAUAGCUUUAUUGACUUCUAAACAUUAAUAAACUGAUUUUUUUAAAGA
This is a messenger RNA of Falco peregrinus (peregrine falcon), 4078 nucleotides long. RefSeq names its product sphingosine-1-phosphate receptor 1 (gene S1PR1). Gene Ontology annotation, biological process: sphingosine-1-phosphate receptor signaling pathway; angiogenesis. The coding region runs from base 1408 to 2547 and encodes 379 amino acids. The transcript is spliced from 2 exons. Gene Ontology annotation, molecular function: sphingosine-1-phosphate receptor activity. Lineage: Eukaryota; Metazoa; Chordata; Aves; Falconiformes; Falconidae. Gene Ontology annotation, cellular component: membrane. The record is from RefSeq and is a predicted model, not a curated record.